UUAUCGGAUUCGGAAUUUUACGGAGUAGCAUUCGCUAGUUGUGUAGUAUUUCCAGCAUUAAUAUGAUUCCAUAAUAGUGUCCGGAAUUACCCGGUGGCAACUUGCGACGAGCUGUUGUUGCUGUGUUGUGUUCCCUUCGCUCGUCUAGCCCUUUCACUUCUUUCCACUCCGUUUUGGCCACGUUAUCACGCAAUAAAUCGCGCGAUUGUUUGGCCUGAGGUUGGAUUUAAAAGAACAACGAGAUCCGCUGUUCGUUUUAUUCGCUCGCGCGUCUCCGGUGCACCUUAAUCAUCAUGAGGAAUUAUGUGCCUGACUUAAUUAUUUGUUUUAUUGUCAUCAUUGCGAUAACCGUUGUGCGGUUGGGGUCUCACAUUAUCUACGAAUCGCUUAAUAAUGGUCCCGUGUCGUUGGAAAAUGCAUCACCGUUGGAGGGAGCAGAACCACAGCUUGAACUUACCCUAAGCCAACUCAUCGACAAAACAUCGAAACAGUACUCCUGGCUGCUCCGGUUGACGGUGAACCUGUUCGGAUAUCUGUGCAUCUUUGUGCCCGGUGUACUGAUCUACAAGUACUCCAAGCGUAGCAAAUAUCUUGAGCGUUCCGAACGGUCACACCUUGCAUCGUUGGUGAAGUUUUGCUUCUCCGGAUCGGGAUCGGAUGAUCGUUCACUGGAGCACGGAGCUACCGGAAGCCAGAGUGCCGGUAAGGGCACCGCCAACAAGCGCACAACGGCCCAGGAAUGUAGACUGCUCACCUACUGCCUCGUGGGCCUGAUGGGAUCCUACCUGACCUGGGGUUUGCUUCAGGAAAAGAUUAUGACUCAAGAGUACGAGGGUCCGGAGAAGCGGAAAUCGCACUUCAAAGAUUCCCAGUUUCUGGUGUUUUCGAACCGUGUGCUGGGUUUCAUGAUCACCGCCGUGUAUCUCGUGGCCAAGCGACAAUUCCGCCAUCGUGCACCACUGUACAAGUACUCGUUCGCGUCGUUCUCCAAUAUCAUGAGCGCCUGGUUCCAGUAUGAGGCGCUCAAGUUUGUGAACUUUCCUACGCAGGUGCUGGCUAAAUCCUGCAAAAUCAUUCCGGUGAUGAUCAUGGGCAAGAUUAUAUCGCGCAACAAGUACGAGUUCUACGAGUAUUUGACGGCAGUGAUGAUCUCCGUCGGAAUGAUCUUCUUUCUGACCGGCUCCACCGACGAAUCGAAGGCGACCGCCAUAACGACGUUGACGGGCGUGCUGCUGCUCACGUUGUAUAUGAUCUUCGAUAGCUUCACUUCCAACUGGCAGGGAGAGUUAUUCAAGACCUAUUCGAUGUCCUCUAUUCAGAUGAUGUGUGGCGUGAAUCUCUUCAGUACCCUCUUCACGGGGGCUUCGUUGGCCAUGCAGGGUGGGUUCUAUAGCUCGCUUGUGUUUGCCGUCGAUCAUCCAAAGUUUGUGAUCGAUUGUGUCGUGCUCUCGAUCUCGUCGGCCAUCGGGCAACUAUUCAUCUUCUAUACGAUAGCGACGUUCGGUGCCGUCGUGUUUACGAUCAUCAUGACACUCCGGCAAGCGAUCGCUAUUCUGCUCUCUUGUCUUAUCUAUCAGCAUCGCAUUUCAUUCCUCGGUGUGAUCGGUGUGCUGAUCGUGUUUCUUGCAAUAUUCCUGCGUGUUUACUGUAACCAGCGGCUGAAAGCGAUCAAACAGAGACAUCAAGCGGCGCAAAGUCUAGUAAAGCCACGUAUUAACGUUUAGAGACGUUGUGCUUGGGUUCCCUCUUACUUAAGUAAUCAUAAGGCGGUAUUGCUAGAACCCUCGGGCCAUUUCUAAACGAGAACAACGGUAGAUGGUUUUAAGGAACAACAGCCAUGGCUAGAUGGUCCGCUCCGAACGACGCUUAGCGGUAGAUUCUAGGACGGCAAUAGAUUUUACGGCUUAACGCAGGGCUGCCAACGCUUAAAUGAAGUAUUUAUGUACAGCAGAUUUCUCGAAAGUAAUGAAAAAAAACCGAAUCUUACGCAUUAGUGGCGGGCAGUGUACGCCAAAUUACAUCCAAAUGCUUGCUGUAACCAAAAAUGUGAAUAUCUAAUUUACAGUUCGAGUGUAACGGAACGUAGAGACCACUUCCAGUGAAACAUCUAAAAGGCAUCCAGUGAAAGGAAAGAGGAAAAGGUUGUUUGAAACAAAGCUGGUUGCGAGUCAAAGCGCAAAUAAAAUUUUAUGUAGUUGAUUCGACAAGCAAAA
Messenger RNA from Anopheles darlingi, 2213 nucleotides. It is a transcript of the gene sll, whose product is annotated as adenosine 3'-phospho 5'-phosphosulfate transporter 1. Gene Ontology annotation, cellular component: Golgi membrane; endoplasmic reticulum membrane. Gene Ontology annotation, molecular function: 3'-phosphoadenosine 5'-phosphosulfate transmembrane transporter activity. Gene Ontology annotation, biological process: transmembrane transport. NCBI's taxonomy places the organism in Eukaryota, Metazoa, Arthropoda, Insecta, Diptera, Culicidae. Bases 294 to 1724 code for a protein of 476 amino acids. The transcript has 2 exons. The record is from RefSeq and is a predicted model, not a curated record.